Molecule: messenger RNA, 537 nt
Organism: Cicer arietinum (chickpea)
Lineage: Eukaryota; Viridiplantae; Streptophyta; Magnoliopsida; Fabales; Fabaceae
Product: pectinesterase inhibitor-like
Biological process (GO): negative regulation of catalytic activity
Molecular function (GO): pectinesterase inhibitor activity
Source: RefSeq, a predicted model, not a curated record
AUGUCUCGUUUCUCACUGAUUGCACUUGUGUUUCUUUUAUGUGUUGCUUUGUCAUCUGCAACUAAAGUUGUGGAUAUUGGAACCAUUUGCAAGAAAGCAAAAGAUCAUUCUUUUUGUUUAAAGCUUCUCAAAUCAAAACCCGGUGGUGCAUCUGGUGAUCUCGUUAGUCUUACACAAUACACUAUUGGUGUCCUUCGUACCGAAAUAACCAACACAAUCAAUCUAAUCAAGAAACUAAGUACACAAAGUAGUGAUCGCAAAGCAAAAACUCAUUACAAGAAUUGUUUGUUGAAUUUUGGAGAAAGCGAUGGAGCCCUUGGUGAGGUUUUCAAAGCUCAACAACUCUUAAAGAGUGGAGAUUACAAUGGUGUGAAUUUGCAUGCAAGUGCUAUCAUUACAGAUGUUGAAGAUUGUAUUUCAGGUGAUUCAUCGGGUAGUAAACCAUUUCAUGAUACCUCUGUGCUUCCAAAGUAUGCUGGUGUUGUCACACAAGUUUCUCAAAUUAUUCUUAUUUUGACAAAUUUUUUGCGGAAUUAG